AUGGCGUCGUUGGCGACGGAGCUGCGCUCGAUCAAGGGCAAGCUCGAGAAGGCCUUGGCCGUCGAGCCCGACCCGUUCAAGUGGACGAGCGACGUGUACGAAAAGGUGAGCACGCUUCUCGAUGACGCGCUGGAGAACGACUUGGGCGACCCGCGCGACCGCGAUGGCAUUGGCGCGACGACGAUCGUUCAGGCCGCGCACAAUGCGUGCAUCGUGUACGAGCGCCACCAGAUCAAGCUGGUUCUUGCGCGCGCGCCGCGCCGACGUCGUGCGCCUCUGCAACGGAAGCAAGUCAUUGGCGACGAGUGCUUGCGCAUCCUCAACGGGCUCAACGCGAUGAGCUCCCAGACGUUUAGCGACGCGGUCGUGUGCCCGGAGCUCAACGGCCCGAUCCUCGACAACCCGCGCAUCGACACCAUGACGCGCGAUAUGCGCGCCCGCAUCAUCAAGAUUCGCAUGGCGUAUCGGCGCAUUGAUGGCCUUGGUCGGCUCGAGGAAGGGCUGCGCAUGACGGCGGAAGCGACGCGGGACUUUGCCACUCUCGAGGCCAAAGUGGUGAGCGAGAUCGAGUCGCGGCAGCGCGCCGAGGCCGACGCGCGCAACAAUAUGGAUCGCACGUCGUCGGAGCGCAACUCGGCCGUCUUCAUCACGAUGCAAGCCCAACGCAGCAGUCGCAAGAACUUGGCCGCGCGCAAGCCCAAGGAAUCCGGGACGAGCCUUGACUCGCUGGAUCUGCAACACCUCUUGGCGUCGCAGCUCGAGCACACAACGACAGCGUCAACGGCGCCUGUAGCUGGCAUUCCCGAGGAGGACCGUGGCCGCGAAGUGGAGGCGUUCGCGCAGUCCCUCUUCAUGGACGACGAGGCCGAUGCCGGCGGCAACCCGAUGCCAAUGCCAAUGGACACAACGCCGGUGGCCAUUGAUGGCAAGAAGGAGCUGCCGUCCAAGCUCCGGGCCAAGCGUGAGGAGCGAGAGCGCGAGCGGCGCAACAAGCUGCUCCGAAAAGCCGGUGAGCCCGACGACGACUCUAGCAGCAAGCACACCACCAAGAUGGUCGAUCUCAAUGCCUCGUCCAGCAAGGCCAAAGACAAGAUUCUGCAUGGCCGGCGCUCCAAGCAAUACAAACUGAAAAACGAAGCUGACAAGCGCCGACUCCACGAGGUGAGCAAGGCGCGGGCCGACGUCGAAGAAGGCGACGACGACACGGACGACGAGAAGGUCCGGCGGGCCGAAGCACGCAAGUUUCUAAUGAAGUACGACGGCGACAUUUGGGCGGCAACCAAAACGGGCAAACUCGACGUGCUCCAAAAGUACUUUCUCAUCGAGUCGCCUGCCAAACUGCUUGUAUUGCACAACCGUGACGUGGACGAAGGCCGCCGGACACUACUGCACACGGCCUGCUGGUGGGGCCAUGUGGCCGUGGUCGAGUACCUCUUGCGAAUGGGCGCCGACGUCGACGCCGUCGACAGCGUGCUGAGCAAAACGACGCCGCUCAUCGAGGCAGCGCGCGCCGGGCGACUCGACGUCGUCAAACUUCUUUUGAGCGAGGGCGCUUGCGUGAGCCACCAAGACUUUCACGGCGACACACCGCUGCACUGGGCGGCCCGUCGGGGCUGGAACAGCCUCGUCAUGCACAUGGUCCGCUUCACGGAGCAAGCGACGCCCGGCAGUGUCCAGCGCCUUCUCUCGAUUGAGAACUACCACGGGUACAUCUGCGUCGAGGUCGCACCAACGUUGUACUUGGCGGAUGUGAUUCGGAAAGAGUUCGCGUUCGUCAUGGCCGCGUCCCGGGACCAGCGGCGCGCGACGCGGCAGCACGGCCUCACGCGCAUGCGACGCGCGUCCAUGCACAUAGUGGCGCCCAAGAGUCUGCAACAUUCCAUGUCGAUGCACGACGUGGCGUUUGAAAAUGUCAUCGACGUCAAGGCCCAAGUGCUCCACGACCUCGCGCAACUCGGUCUCAACCUCAACGCGUACUCGUACUCGCGGGCGUAACCAGCACUUGACACCACGCUACAUGAAAGAAACCUCAACUCGACCACCAACUCCGGUAGUUUGCUCCAGCGAUGGACUUGGCGAC
Molecule: messenger RNA, 2080 nt
Organism: Saprolegnia parasitica CBS 223.65
Lineage: Eukaryota; Oomycota; Saprolegniomycetes; Saprolegniales; Saprolegniaceae
Exons: 12
Coding region: 1-1995 (664 amino acids)
Cellular component (GO): cytoplasm; nucleus
Molecular function (GO): protein binding
Source: RefSeq, a predicted model, not a curated record